AUGGCGCAUUACUACGAUGCCGAACUCCAACGCCCCAACUCGUUCAACUUCGCCACGGAUGUCGUCGAUUACUGGGCCCAGUCCAACGAGGCAAAAUGGGCGAUGCAUUGGAUCUCAGGCGACCUCAAGCAGGAAAGACAGUUGACGUUCCAACACUUCAGUCGUCAAUCCCAUCGAUUGGCCGUUCUUCUUCGCCAGCAUUUCGGUCUUGAGGCAGGCGUAAAGCUCCUCAUAAUCAUCCCAAGAGUACCAGUAUGGUGGGAGAUUGCAACAGCGUGCCUUCGGUGCGGCAUCGUGGUGUGUCCUGCUACUACGCUGCUCGUUGAUAAAGACAUCGAGUAUCGCGCCAAACGAUCAGGAGCAACUGCCUUCGUUGGAGAUGAGUCGAGCGUGCAGAAACUGUUGAAGGUGAAGAAGAACUGUCCGAAGAUUGCCAGGGUAGUUCAGAUUGGCGACGCACCGGUACCAGAUGGUGUGGACUCCCUCGAAAGACUUCUCAAGACAAUUCCAGAGGAUGCAAAGUACCAUGGUCCCCGGCCGGACGUCAAAGAUACAUCGAUGAUAUACUUUACCUCUGGAACGACCGGCAAUCCGAAGAUGGUCUGCCACAAUCAUAUAUCGUAUCCACUGGCGCACACGAUCACGGGCAAAUACUUCCACCGACUGAAACCUGGCCACUUGAACUGGGUGUUGACAGAGCAAGGUUGGGCAAAAGCAGCCUGGGCAUUCUUCGGCACCUGGAAUUGCGGUGCUGGCCUCUUCAUCCACGAUGACCGCGGUGCGUUCAACGGAAAGCGCACUCUAGACAUCUUACAUCGGUAUCCCAUCACCACGUUCUGUGCACCGCCAACCGCAUAUCGCCAGCUCGUGCUCGACGAGAUGCGACAGCACUUGAAGCAGAAUCGACCUCGAUCGCUCAUCCAUUGUGCAGGCGCUGGGGAGCCAUUGAAUCCUGAGGUACGGCCUUCAAUUCGUCCUGCCCGAAGAGAGGUAAUUCGUCUAUGGAAGGAAGCCGCAGGAAUGGACAUCUGCGACGGCUUCGGCCAGACCGAAACCAUCCUCGUCUGCGGCAACUUCGAAGGCUCUCCCAUACGCCCAGGCUCCAUGGGCAAACACUCACCAGGCGUGCCGCUGCAUGUGAUCGACGACGACGGGGCGGAGACAAGCCAGGACGUCGAAGGAGAUAUCGCUCUCAAAGUCGACUUGACUGAGACGUCAAACUUCUUCGGCGUCUUUGACGGCUACAUCGGCGAAGACGACAAGCUCGACAGGCGCCUACGCUCAGAUGGCAAGGGAGGCAGUUGGUACCUCACAGGAGACCGAGCAAUGCGCGACAAGGACGGAUACUUUUGGUUCGUUGGCCGACUAGACGAUGUGAUCAACUCAUCUGGCUACCGCAUUGGCCCCUUCGAGGUCGAGUCGACGCUGAAGCAGCAUCCUGGCGUCGUCGAGUCGGCUGUGGUGUCCUCGCCCGACCAGUCACGAGGAGAAGUGGUGAAGGCGUUCGUUGUCCUGACGCCAGACGCAGCGAGGAGGGAUGGAGGACAGCUAAUGAAGGAGCUCCAGGAUUUUUGCAAGGAGAAUGCUGCUCCAUAUAAGUAUCCAAGGAAGAUACAGUUCGUUGAGCAGAGCUUCCUGCCGAAGACGAUCAGUGGGAAGAUACAAAGGAAGCAGUUGAAGGCAAUGGAGUGGAGCGGGCCAGCCAGGACUACUGCAAAAUUGUAG
Molecule: messenger RNA, 1725 nt
Organism: Saxophila tyrrhenica
Lineage: Eukaryota; Fungi; Ascomycota; Dothideomycetes; Mycosphaerellales; Extremaceae
Exons: 4
Coding region: 1-1725 (574 amino acids)
Biological process (GO): acyl-CoA metabolic process; fatty acid biosynthetic process
Molecular function (GO): fatty-acyl-CoA synthase activity; fatty acid ligase activity
Source: RefSeq, a predicted model, not a curated record